AUGAAUACAUUUAAACGAGACAAAAAGGAAGAGGAAGAUGGAGGUGGGAAUCCGUUUCCAAAUUUGGAAAAAACCACUGUUCUGCAAGAUGCACGGACGUUCAACGACACUCCGGUUAAUCCAAAAAAGUGUGCGCACAUUCUCACUAAGAUUUUGUACUUGAUUAAUCAAGGAGAACAGCUUGGGACUACCGAAGCUACGGAAGCAUUUUUUGCUAUGACUAAACUAUUCCAGUCCCGUGAUGUCAUUUUACGCAGGCUCGUUUAUCUGGGUAUUAAGGAACUUAGUUCCGUUGCUGAAGAUGUGAUCAUCGUUACAUCCAGCUUGACGAAAGACAUGACUGGAAAAGAAGAUUUGUAUCGAGCAGCUGCAAUAAGAGCAUUGUGUACCAUCACAGAUCAUGCCAUGCUUGCAACUAUUGAGCGUUAUAUGAAACAAGCUAUUGUCGAUAAAUCGCCAGCAGUAUCCAGCGCUGCGUUGGUUUCCUCCUUACAUUUAACAAGUGUAUCAGGGGAUGUGGCAAGAAGAUGGGCUAAUGAAGCACAAGAAGCUUUGUAUUCUGAUAAUAUUAUGGUACAGUACCACGCACUCGGUGUGCUGUAUCAGGCUCGCAAAACAGAUAAACAUGCAGUAACUAAGUUGGUAUCCAAGUUGACACGAGCAUGUCUGAAAAGUCCAUAUGCUACUUGUAUGCUAAUAAGGAUGGCCUGUAAAUUAUUGGACGAAGAAGAAAGUGGCAGAGAACUUCUAGAAUUUGUGGAGUCUUGUUUGCGUCAUAAAUCGGAGAUGGUAGUCUAUGAGGCAGCUCAUGCCUUAGUAAAUUUGGGAAGGAGCAGCACCAGAGAACUUGCUCCAGCUAUCAGUGUUUUGCAACUAUUUUGUGGCUCACCGAAGCCAGCGCUGAGAUUCGCUGCUGUUCGGACCUUAAACAAGGUUGCUAUGUCUCAUCCUGCUGCAGUCACUGCUUGCAACUUAGAUCUAGAGAAUUUAAUAACAGAUUCAAACAGAUCCAUUGCCACAUUAGCUAUUACUACGCUACUUAAGACAGGAGCAGAGAGCUCCGUUGAUCGUCUGAUGAAACAGAUUGCCACUUUUGUAUCAGAGAUUUCUGACGAAUUUAAGGUGGUUGUUGUUCAAGCUAUUAGGGCGUUAUGUCAGAAAUUCCCUCGUAAGCACUCUGUUCUGAUGAAUUUUCUCUCUGCGAUGUUAAGAGACGAGGGUGGUCUUGAAUACAAAGCAGCCAUAGCUGACACCAUCAUAGCUGUCAUGGAGGGCAAUGCAGAAGCUAAAGAAGCAGGCCUUGCUCAUCUUUGUGAAUUUAUCGAGGAUUGUGAACACACUUCUCUUGCUGUUCGCAUAUUGCACUUGCUUGGACAAGAAGGGCCAACGUCAAAACAACCUUCUCGUUACAUUCGUUUCAUUUAUAAUCGAGUUAUCCUAGAAAGUGCAAGCGUCCGUGCGGCAGCAGUAACUGCGUUAGCACACUUUGCUGCAGCUUGUCCUCCGUUACUUCCAAACAUAUUAGUUUUGCUUUCUCGAUGUCAACUUGAUUCGGAUGAUGAAGUUCGAGACCGUGCUGCAUAUUACUGUGCGAUUCUUCAGCAAGAUGUCGAUCCAAUGAUUUUGCCUCUCAUACAACCGCCACUUAUCUCAGUUCCCAGUCUGGAAAGAUCGUUACACAAUUACAUCAGAACGCCAAUGGAGGAUCCUUUCGACAUAUCACAGAUUCCUCCAGCUCAGGUAAUAGAAGAGCCAGCACAAACGGAAGUACACUCCAUCAAGCAACAGCCACGAUUAACCAGAGAAGAGAGCUUCAUGGAGAAAUUGUCACAAAUCCCACAACUGGCAUUCAUUAUUCGCGAAUAUCCCUUGUUCAAAUCGUCACCAGUGGUUGAACUGACGGAACCUGAGACAGAAUAUAAUGUCAAGUGCAUUAAACAUACGUUUUCUAAGCAUCUCAUCUUACAAUUCGAUUGUCAGAACACUCUUACCGAUCAGCUUCUCGAAGAUGUUAGGGUAGCGGUUGAACCUCCAGAUGGAUACACUGUGGUCUGCGUCAUUCCCUGUCCGCGGCCUCUGACUUAUAACGAGCCAGGAACUACGUACAUAGUGUUAACAUAUCCAGAAGAUAUUCAUACUCCUGUCGUUACCAUUCCAACUACUCUCCGAUUCAUGGCAAGGGAUUGUGAUCCAAUGACAGGAAUUCCUGAUGCCGAGCAGGGAUACCACGAUGAAUAUAUGUUGGAGGAUUUGGAAAUCUCCCCGGCAGAUCAAAUCCGUGGUCCAGGAGCUAAAGGAAUUACUUUCGCCGCCGAAUGGGAUGCUGCACUGGCUCAAGGGUUCUCCGAGUUGGAUGAGACAUUUGCUCUUGGAGCAAAUGUCACAUCCUUGGAGAAGGCGGUGCAAAGUCUAGUUGGAUUCCUCGGACUGGAGGCUGUGGAACGCAGCGACAGGGUUCCUUCCGGAGCAGUCAGACAUACGUUAUUAAUGAGUGGGAUUUUUAGAAAUGGAAAGGAGGUAUUAGCCAGUGCAAGAUUAGCCUUAUCGGACAACCAAGUGACCAUGCAAUUAACGGUAAGGUCGACAGAUCCUGAUGUAGCAGAACUCGUUAUAUCAGCGGUUGGUUAGAGAUUUGUCAUACCUGUGUCGUACAAAUUUCUUAACCCGUCUAUUAUACCGAUCAUGAUAACUAUACCUGUAAGGAAAUCCGUAUUACUGUCCGAUCGAAGUUGUUACUACAUUAUUAAUAAUAUGUAAUAUAAAUCAA
Orussus abietinus is the source of this 2767-nucleotide messenger RNA. RefSeq names its product coatomer subunit gamma (gene gammaCOP). The transcript has 6 exons. The record is from RefSeq and is a predicted model, not a curated record. Gene Ontology annotation, biological process: intra-Golgi vesicle-mediated transport; intracellular protein transport; endoplasmic reticulum to Golgi vesicle-mediated transport. Lineage: Eukaryota; Metazoa; Arthropoda; Insecta; Hymenoptera; Orussidae. Gene Ontology annotation, molecular function: structural molecule activity. Gene Ontology annotation, cellular component: Golgi membrane; endoplasmic reticulum-Golgi intermediate compartment; endoplasmic reticulum. The coding region runs from base 1 to 2628 and encodes 875 amino acids.